GACUCUACGCCUUGCACGGUGACGGCGCCCUUGGAUGACAAGGAGCGAAUGCCGCCCUUCAGCUCGCUGGCUCUGAUCCACUACUUCCUGGUUUUGGCGACGGUGAACUUGGUGAUCACAAUCCCAACGGCGAACGAAUAUGCCGAAAGGUUAGGGGCUGGUCGGCUCUUCGCCGGCCUCAUGAUUGGAAUUCUGCCCAUCCUCGGCAUCGCUGGCAACAUCUUUAACCAAAGGCUUCUUUCUUGCAUGCCAUUGAAGCAUAUCUGGAUUCUUUCGGCGCUCUUCAACGUCUUGGCUUGCGUGCUUUACGCCCUGGCGGGUCUGAUGCGCUUCAAGUGGACCCUCCUGAUCUCCCGGGGCAUCAUGGGAUUCUUUAGCGCCUUUAGUCUGCCCGGCAUCUACGUGUCCCACACGGUGGGCUUGAAGCGCCGGAGCGAGAUUCUAUUCUACUUCUCC
Molecule: messenger RNA, 456 nt
Organism: Symbiodinium sp. CCMP2456
Lineage: Eukaryota; Dinophyceae; Suessiales; Symbiodiniaceae
Source: the annotation of a GenBank genome assembly